UGACGAGCGAGUGACCCGAGGGAGUCGCGAAUUAGAAACGAGAGAGUGUAGAUGUGUCAUCAGAGAUCUCUUAAUCCGUCGUUUUUUUGUGUUAAUCACUUUUUGUAUCAGAUAUUUAACAUUAAACGAGUUAAACAAAAUUAAGCAAAACCACGAGGCUAUAAGAAUGGACUUAAUUUCUUUGAUAUUGUGCGCCUUGUUUGUUGUUUUAAUAAUCCCCGCAAUUAUAUCGACAAUAUAUUAUCAGUAUGUUUUUCGACGAAACUUAAAAAAUAUUCCUCAAAUCGGUAGAUUUCCUUUUGGCGUGGCAUUUGAAUUAAUGAAUCUGACGGAUUAUGAUCGGAUACAAUGGUUAAAGCAACGUAUGUUUCAAUUUAAAAACGGAAUUUUCAUAUUUUGGAUUGGCAUAAAACCGUUCAUUAAUAUCUAUAAACCUGAAUUUUUAGAGAUCAUUUUAUCCAGCACCGAAAAUAUUGACAAAGGUUUUCCUUAUGAUAUGAUGAAAUCUUGGUUAGGCAAAGGGCUUCUAACUUCUACAGGAAAACAAUGGAACCACGAUAGAAAACUCAUUGGGCCAACGUUCCAUUUUGCUAUAUUGGACCGAUUUGCGGUGAUUAUAUCUGAAAAAGCACAGAUCUUGACAAAAUGUCUCGAAAAAGAAAUAGCAAUGAACCCAGGAAAACCUAUCAAUAUUUUUCCGUUUGCUAACAAUGUUGCGCUUGACGUUAUAUGUGAAACGGCAAUGGGUGUGGAUAUACAUGCUCAAGAAAUUGAAACUGAGUAUACCACAACAAUACAUAGAGGUUCUAAAUUAAUAGCUGACCGAAUUUUUCAACCGUGGCUUUGGUCAGAUUGGUUGUAUAAUUUAGUGCCUUCAGGAAUAAAAUACAAUUCAGGACUUAAUAUAAUACAUAAAUUUACGAAAGAGGUGAUUCGUAAGAGAAAGAUUGCACGACAAUCGGAAAAUGGUUUUGUCAAGUCGGAAAACGAGGAUGACAAAUUUGAUAUAGAUAAGCGAAAGAGAAAAGCUUUUCUGGACCUGUUACUAGAUCAGAAUGAGAAGACCGAAACUCCAUUAAACGAUGAUGAAUUAAGGGCACAAGUCGACACAUUCAUGUUCGAGGGUCACGACACAACUGCGGUUGCGAUAACUUGGACGCUCUUUCUUUUGGGCAAUAAUCUCGAGCAUCAAGAAAAAGUUCAUGAAGAACUUGAGGAAGUUUUCAAAGAUUCAAAGACACCAGCUAACUUAAAUGAAUUGUCACAAUUAAAAUAUCUCGAUAGGAUCAUAAAAGAAACGCUUAGAUUAUUCCCUAGUGUACCUGUAAUAACAAGAAGAUUAAAGAAAGAUGUAAAAAUAGAUGAUUUUACUCUUCCAAAAGGAGCUACAGUCGUAUUGCAUAUCGCAUUAACGCACAUAAAUCCGGAAGUUUGGACAGAUCCAAAUAAAUUCGAUCCAGAUCGUUUUCUUCCGGAUAAUUCGAAACAUAGAAAUCCAUAUGCUUACGUUCCAUUUAGCGCUGGACCAAGAAACUGUAUCGGCCAGAGAUUUGCUUUACUCGAAGAAAAAACAGUAUUAACAGCUAUUUUAAGAAAAUGGAGAGUGAAAAGUUUAAAAACAACUAUUCAAUACGGCAAUACUCUCAUUUAUCGACCGUGCGAAGAAAUAUUCAUCCAUUUCACAUCAAAAAAAUAAUCAAUCUAUGAUACUACUAUGUACUCUUUUAUGUAUAUCUUGAAAUAUAAUUUGAAUGUUAGUCAUA
This is a messenger RNA of Cataglyphis hispanica, 1763 nucleotides long. RefSeq names its product cytochrome P450 4C1-like. The transcript is spliced from 11 exons. The record is from RefSeq and is a predicted model, not a curated record. Bases 167 to 1696 code for a protein of 509 amino acids. NCBI's taxonomy places the organism in Eukaryota, Metazoa, Arthropoda, Insecta, Hymenoptera, Formicidae. Gene Ontology annotation, molecular function: oxidoreductase activity, acting on paired donors, with incorporation or reduction of molecular oxygen; monooxygenase activity; heme binding.